Molecule: messenger RNA, 286 nt
Organism: Phragmites australis (common reed)
Lineage: Eukaryota; Viridiplantae; Streptophyta; Magnoliopsida; Poales; Poaceae
Product: auxin-induced protein X15-like
Exons: 1
Coding region: 1-267 (88 amino acids)
Biological process (GO): response to auxin
Source: RefSeq, a predicted model, not a curated record
AUGGGUGCCAAGCUGCAGCAGCUGAUGGCGCGGCUUCACCUGGCCCGGGGCGUCGCCGGCGUGCCGAGAGGCCACUUCGCGGUGUACGUGGGGGAGGCGCGGGCGCGGUUCGUGGUGCCGACGGCGCACCUGAAGCAGCCGUCGUUCGUGGCGCUGCUGGAGAGCGCGGAGGAGGAGUUCGGCUUCGAUCACCACUGCCACCCCGACGGGCUCACCAUCCCCUGCUCCGAGCGCGACUUCGCCGCGCUCCUCCGCAGGCUCAGCUAGCUAGCUAGCGAGCUCCAUG